UCGGCCGGCGCCGGCACAGCCCGGUGAUUGGCUGAUCGGUCGGUGACGUCAGCACGGUGGUGCGGUGACGCCGUCGGCGGUUCCCGGGCACAAUAGUCGGAAGAGGCGGCUGUCGCGCGGCCGCUGUGACUGAGACCAGUGCUGUGUCGCCCCGUGCCGCGUCAGGUGUCGGAGUGAGCUGGACUGUCGCACCCGAUAGACUACCGUGACGUCAUCACAGAGCCGUCUAGAGGUUGAGUUCCUGCUUCCGACAAAAGCUCGCAAUGUCUGCCAAGCGGAAAUCUCCUCCCUCGAAGCUGUACGAUCUUUCCGUGUUCUCCGGUCCGGAUGGCGGAGGGGGUCGGGAAUCGCCUGAGGGCACAGCGGUCAGUCCCGCUCUGACCCAGUCCACCGGGACGGCGACCCCUGGCCGCACCAUGGAGGAUGUGCUGAAGAGGCUGUCGGCCAAAGUGCUGGACGACUCGCCGGCUCCGCUGGAGGGUAGCGUUCCUGAGGUCAGCAGCGGUGCCUCGCCGGACCUGCUUCCCCUGCUGCUGGAGAGGCACAUGGAGCCUCAGAGAAUACAGCAGAUGAUCGAGCAGCUUCGUCUGGUGCAGCAAAGCAUUCAGCUGAGCCAGCAGCAGCAGCAGCGAGAGCAGCAGCAGCAACAACAGCAUCAGCAGCGAGAGCAUCAGCAGCGAGAGAGGCAACAGCAGCAUAAUCAACAACAGCAGCAGCGGCAGCAUGACCAUCAGCAACAGCAGCAGCAGGAGCAGGCUAAGGCUCUACACCGCCAGCAGCCGGAGCCUGAGUCUCGGGGUGCACUGCCUCCUGGGCCGCCGGCACCACACCCGCUGCUUCUGUACCCGCUGCUCAGUCGCUCGUUCGCCGGCCUGGUACCGCCGGCAGCCGGUCCCCCGCCCGAUCUGGUACCGGCUGGACCUGCCGCCGGACCUGCGGGAGCCGCUCGACCGGUGCCCUCCUGGCCGACGUCUCCACCGGCCGCGCCUCCCACGACCUCCUCUGAUGACGCGCCGCUGAACCUCUCCAAGCCCAGGUCGUCAUCGUCGCCGCCAUCGCCGCCAUCCGCCGCGCGCCGUCCGUCCGUGGGUGACGGGUUCCCGCAGGGUCUGUCUCGACCCUCCCCCGUCGAAGGGUUCCCUCCGGCGGCAGUGGGUCGGCCGCUGCUGACGCCGCCCUUCCUGCCGUACGGCCUGACGCCGCUGCCGACAUCGCAUGGAGAAUACGGUCUGAGCCCGGCGGCAGCGGCGGCCGCCUCGGAUGCCGCUCUCCUGGGAUACCCCUGCAGGGACGGGGUCCCGCUGCACCUUCUCUAUCCGCCAGUCAGCUUCGCUGGCGGCCUGGCUGGCCUGGCGCUGACCUCACACGGAGUGACGUCACCUGUGAUGACGUCACCGGUCAGCCGGGGCGCUGACAAUAACCUGGAGACAACCUGCACCUCGAAAUUGUUCGGUGCGAAGAUAAUUCGCCAGCAGCGGCGGGACAAUGGAGGCAAGCCUCAUGUGAAGAGACCCAUGAACGCCUUCAUGGUCUGGGCCAAGGACGAGAGGCGGAAGAUCCUCAAAACCUGCCCUGAUAUGCACAACUCAAACAUCAGCAAAAUCUUAGGAGCUCGGUGGAAGGAGAUGACCAACGAACAGAAGCAGCCCUACUACGAGGAGCAGUCCCGUCUGAGCAAACAGCACAUGGAGGAGCACCCCGAGUACCGGUACCGGCCGCGGCCCAAACGCACCUGCAUCGUCGACGGCAAGAAGUUACGGAUCUCCGAGUACAAGGCCCUGAUGCGGCGGCGACGACAGGAGAUGAGCGGUCUCUGGUGUCGGGAUGGCUCAGUUCCUGAGGUCCCAGGCCUACUCAGUCCCGGAGAGGUGGCCAGCGCGGCUCACGGGCGCUCGCCGCUGCCCAGUCCUGCGACCUCGAGGGACUCGGUAUCACCCUACUCGCCUGGAGCGGCAGCGGAGACGGCCGAGGCGCCCCCACCGCGACCACAGCCGCAGACCGCGGUAUAGUGAAGGAAAGACGGAUCCUAGGCUGGGAGAACCAUGGUGUGCGGCCUGCUUGGGGAAGGGCCGGCACAGGUGGGGAGAAAACCGUCAUCGAGUGGCGGAGGCAGCAGCUCCAUCAGCUCGGCCAGAGUUUGUUCCAUGUUUUCUAUACGUAGGGCCGAUGUGAACUGUUGCUAAUUUGUACGGUGCGUGACCGAUGAUGCUUUACUCAACUUUGGGUCCCUGUGUACAUUUGAACCCGAUGAAUAUUGCUUAGAGGUCAGGGAGUGCACGUGACUGAUUGCACGUGACCAGGGCAAAUGGAGACGUAUGUUCGACGUUUUCACCUAGGAAUGUCCAGCACGUUACCGACAAAUAACGCGAUAUUUUUCAGCUGCGGGGACGAUGUGUUUUUUUUUUCUUAGGGACAAACGAAAUGAACUGCAUCUGUACCACACUUAUCAAUUGCAGUAGCUAUUCAAUCUUUUGAAUAUUAAUUCUCGAAGUACUUUCAUAACUGAUUAAAACCAUGAUGCCUGGUGGGACCAAUGAGCUAGCAAGAAACCAGUAAACCAAUCUUAAUCGGCAAGAUAAAAUUAAUGUACCGAAAACUAGCGGUAUAAUUCACCUUCAAUUUACACCGUUUUGCUAUUGAUAUUAAUCUAUGAAAUAUGGUUCCCGACAAGCUGCUCAGUCUCGCGUAGUUUGAUAAGGCAACGUUUCCGGUGUGUGAUUCCAUUGUUUUGCCACCCUUUAUCAUCAGCUAAUGCUUGUUGACGCUAUAAUGUACAUGGUUGUUUGCUGUUGUAUUAUAUGUAGACACAAACAAAGCUUGUGUAUUCGGCAUGUCAGGGAGACGAACAUAGUCUUCACAAAUGCCCCUUUCUUUGGUGGUUUUGUGUGUUGUUCAGAAUGAUGUUUUCUCGUCACAGAGCGUGCUUUGCUAUAUGUACGAGAUGCCCCUGAUGCUCGUAUCAAAAUACAGAAGUAUGGACGCAUGGCAUCAACCGCUAUCACUCUUUUUUCGCAAAGAAGACUUCAGUCCGGCUGUCGCUAUUCCUCGGAAAUCCUGCACUUUUUCCGCAUAGUCAUUUUUUGACGGCUCUAUCGGUGUUGCGAUGUACCGUUUCCUGCUGAGAAUGUGCCAAUUUACCUGCGACUGAAAGGCACGCACUGCGACUGCUGUAUUUUUACUGCAAACGCUGAACGAUCGUCCCACCGCCGCCGCUGCUGCCGAUCCGUUAUUUGUUGUCCCGGUGGGGGCCGGUCUGCAGGGCGCGAUAUUAGCUCGGGUGGUGAGAUGUUGCACCACGCCGGCCAGGUGUUGGCUAUCAGUGACCGCGCGGCUCGGCCGGCCGCAGUAUCGCCUGAGGCGCUGACGGCAGCGCCGGCCCUACACCGAUUUGUCAGAUCGGGCGGCGGCGGCCGGCCGGCCGGCGCGCGCGCGCGUUGAUUCAUUGCGUUCCAGGCUUUCUGUUUGGGUUGGCUCCGAUUCUGUUCCGGUGAGGUCUGCACGCUCACAGCUGUCGAUCGGGAGGAUGUUCGCCCGCGCGCUGUUGCUUGUAAACCUAGGUUCUUUUGUUCCCGUGUGCAGUCGUAAACCUGUGCGCAUUGACGCAAUGCUACCGGGGCUGUUUCCGCAGUUAUACAAUCUUCCGCCUCUUGCAGGGGUCUGUCCUGCUACUGUUUCGGAGCUUGUUUGUGAGUUCUGUUGUACAUAUUUCACAUAUGUUUGGUGCGUUUGCUUUCAUAGAUGAUAUUGAUUUGUUCAAUGUCUGACAAGCAUAUCGACUCGUUUGGCGCUCGCGACACUAUACGUGUUGGAUGUCUCGUUGCGUUUCCACUGCCUGAUCACUCCCCUGUACUGCGUAAAAUGUUGAUGUAGAUGGAUGUGGAAAAUAAUAUAUGCGAAAAAAAAUA
Molecule: messenger RNA, 3905 nt
Organism: Amphibalanus amphitrite
Lineage: Eukaryota; Metazoa; Arthropoda; Thecostraca; Balanomorpha; Balanidae
Product: transcription factor SOX-5-like
Exons: 8
Coding region: 264-2009 (581 amino acids)
Biological process (GO): regulation of transcription by RNA polymerase II; cell fate commitment
Cellular component (GO): nucleus
Molecular function (GO): RNA polymerase II cis-regulatory region sequence-specific DNA binding; DNA-binding transcription factor activity, RNA polymerase II-specific
Source: RefSeq, a predicted model, not a curated record